Molecule: messenger RNA, 1232 nt
Organism: Lobosporangium transversale
Lineage: Eukaryota; Fungi; Mortierellomycota; Mortierellomycetes; Mortierellales; Mortierellaceae
Product: transcriptional regulator of RNA polII, SAGA, subunit-domain-containing protein
Exons: 4
Coding region: 66-1199 (377 amino acids)
Biological process (GO): regulation of transcription by RNA polymerase II
Cellular component (GO): SAGA complex
Molecular function (GO): transcription coactivator activity
Source: RefSeq, a predicted model, not a curated record
AAAAAAAAAAAGACAAACCCUUUCUGAAGGAUUCAUCACCAAAGUUUGGUUUUAUUAGUCAAGCAAUGCAUCCACCGUCAGCAGACAAAGAUGGACGUCAGGAUGUUCUCCUGCUUAAACAACAACUAGCAGAAGCCCUAGGAGAGAACGGACCUUCUUACUGGCAAGCCCUCACAGACUUUGUUCAAGGAAAACUCAACCGACAGGAAUUUGAUUUUUAUGCUAAUCUAUAUCUCUCACGCAAAAACGCUCCAUUACACAAUCAGUUUAUUUUGGCCAAUAUCCAUAAUGCACAAAAGGAGGCACCGCCUCCAAGUAAAGGAUCAGUAGGAUGGGGCAAAGGAAAGAGAGGUAAAGAUGGGAAACUUCUCAGAGAGAAAGAUCCCAAAAGGCGGAAAAUGAAGAAUCAAAUUUUGAGUCUUGGAAAAGCGGAACGUGAGAGGAUUAAAGGACUGAAGGAGACCCACAAAAAAAGCAGUAUGAUGAUCAAACAGAGGUUAAAAGAACAUCGUGUGUCUAGACCUAUGGCCCCAACAGUAUCUCAACCAGCACUGAUUGCGGAAUAUAACAGAGGCAACCACGCACCCCUAUGCUUUGAUUCAAAGGAACUUCCGAAUUUUGAAUCCAUGCGGGAUAGAAUGGUAGCAGUAGCAAUGGAAAACGGAUUAAUGAGCGGUGUUCAGGAAGGUGCUGUAGAACUCAUGCUUCAUGCCUUGGAGAGUCAUAUCAAGAAUAUUAUCAGCAACUGCAUUAUUAAACUGAGAUCAAAUCGAGCACUUGGAAUCACAGUACCUAGACGAGAUCCCAACAGUGCAACAUCGGGACAAUCCUGUAGCAAACUAUUACAGGUGACGACGGCUGCUACUGCUACUGCCACUGUUCCUGCUCCCACCGAAGAGGAUUUUAAUCCAUUCCAAGCAGCAUCCUCCACAGUAACCCAACAGCCUUUAACCUCCUCCACAUCAGCGUACCCAGCAGCUUCCUACAAUAACAGUGGCCACAAUACAAAACGGACAACGACCAUUACUGCAAAGGACCUGGCCUUUACGAUAGAUAUAUCGCCAAAUAUGUUGGUCGAAAAUCCUGUAAAUAUUGAAAAGUUAAUGUCAAUCCUAAUGGAGGAAGAAAGUGAAGAGGAAGACGAGGAUGCAGAGAUGGACGAUCAAGAUGAAUUAUCCGACUCUAUGAUUGAAUUCUGAAAAUAUAAUAAAAAAAAAUGUAUUUCUAGUUUU